Molecule: messenger RNA, 2077 nt
Organism: Phacochoerus africanus (Common warthog)
Lineage: Eukaryota; Metazoa; Chordata; Mammalia; Artiodactyla; Suidae
Gene: LYRM9
Product: LYR motif containing 9
Exons: 5
Coding region: 202-438 (78 amino acids)
Source: RefSeq, a predicted model, not a curated record
CAGGCGCACUCAUAGCCGCCGCGUCCGCCGCGUCCCAGGCUGAGGUUUCCCGGUGGAGGCGGUUUACAGAGGAGGAAGCAGAAGGCCAGAGAAGGCGAGUUUGAUGAGAGAAAUCGGAACCAGACUUCAGAGGGCCUUGGGUGAAGAACAUUCCACAGAAGUUUUGGAAAAGAGGGGUGACAGGGGACAGAGGUCUUGCAGAUGGCCCCACUGCCGGGGGCGGAGCUGGUCCAGAGGCCGCUGCAGCUCUACCGAUACCUACUGCGCUGUUGCCGGCAGCUGCCAACCAAGGGCAUUCAGGAGCAUUAUAAGCAUGCGGUCAGGCAGAGUUUCCGGGUUCAUUCGGAUGAAGACAACCCAGAGAGGAUCCAGCAGAUUAUUAAAAGAGCCAUUGAAGAUGCCGACUGGAUCCUGAACAAAUAUAAAAAACAAAACUGAGACUCCAGGGCCUAAAGAGUGAAGCUGCCUUGCAGAUGCUGACACUGGGAGCCCUCGCUUCGCCUGGCGCUAACACAGCAGCAGUUUGGAAUACACUGGCCUUGUGGGCCAGGAGCAGGAAAUCAGGGGUAGGAGAAGCUGACAUUUGCUCACACGGCUCGUCUCACCAUGUUUGUGUCCCCAGCGUCCUUGGUGCGUGCUUUUCCAGCUGGUGAUGGGAGAUUUGGGGAGAAUGUGUUUUCUCACUUUGCUCUGAAAGUGAUUCAUUUACUCUGGACUUCAUUCGUGGAGACCCAGGGCUGGCGUCCCCUCAGAUGGCAGCCUGAGAGGACAGGGCAUGGGCUUUGGAAGCAGACAGACCUGGAUUUGAAUCCCAGCUCAGCUGCUUUUUAAGGGUGUUGGCUUUGAGCCCAGUUUCCUCCUUUGUGAGGAUUAAAUAAGGUGAAAUCAAGAGCCUGACGCUGGACACAGCACAUGGUGGGGCCCCUAAACCUCCCCUGGGGAAGCUGUGCUCCGCGGUGGCCCGCACGUCUCUCUGGUACCCUCCACACCAGGUCUUAGUUCCUUGUGGGCUUGUCCUGGCCCACCUGUGGCCCCAGGCCCCCAAGCCAUCACAACUGCACAGUGUCCAGCGGUGCGCCCAGCAGCUGCUCUUUCUGACACCAACCUUCCCUGCCCAGAGAGGCCCUCACAGGGUUUCUAGUGUCCCAGAGGCUGGGACACAGCCUGCCUGAGACAAAGAGGAACGCCAGAGCAGCUGCAGUAGAUGCCGGCGUGUUCAGGCUGCUGUGAAGUUGCCAUCUGUUUUGACCUGUCCUUCCCUGCUUUGCCUCCAUCUCAGAAGGAAAGCUGGGGGAGCCUGCACGCAGUCAGGGCGUUAUUGUAAGCCUAACAUUGGUGGAGAAAGCAGACCUGGGUCACGUCCCAAUCCCACGCGAGUUACUCUUGGGCAGCUUGCUGCGCCUCCCUCAGCCUUGGUUUCCCCAUCUGUCUGUCCAGCAAGUAAUGCACGUGCCUGCCUCCUGGGGCCACAGUGAGGCAUCACGGGCCCUCAUGUGUGCCAAGUGCGUCACCCAGAACCAGCGGUGUGGCUGCCGCCAGCUGCCCCGUUAGGAGCCCUGCUGUGCAGCUGGGGAGAUGGGAGCUCAGAGAGGUUGAGCCCCUGUUCGAGGUCACCAAGCUACGAAGCCAAGUCUAUGAAUCUACCAAACACUCUAGAUUUAGGAGGAAGAGAGCACAGCAGAGAAAGAGGGGAAGGGAGGAGAGAGCAGCAGGGAGCAUCAGGGUAACUGGCCCCAGCAGGUCGAGCCGCCAGAAGAUGCGGAGAGAAGCCACAUCCGGGUGGGAGCAUCCCCCAAGGACUCAACCAGAGGAUGAGCUCGCAUGUGUGCCUUUGCAUCCUUGCAGUCGUGACUUAAAGUGACUCAGAUACGUCUGUCCCUCAGCUCAUCAGCAGAUGAUGAAGUAAAUGCAUGAGUAUGUGAAAGCUGGGGGGUAUGCUGUCCCUGCUGUGUGCUGUCAUACAAGGCGUUGAGGGUUAGACACAGAUAGCUGCCCAGGAAGGACCAUUCCUCAGAGUCUUAUUAAUUCAUUGAUCGAAAGGUCCAGUACUAGGUAAAAUAAAAUUUUAGAACUUGAA